Molecule: messenger RNA, 2661 nt
Organism: Dicrocoelium dendriticum
Lineage: Eukaryota; Metazoa; Platyhelminthes; Trematoda; Plagiorchiida; Dicrocoeliidae
Source: the annotation of a GenBank genome assembly
AGUUUCAGCCUCAUCUUUCUUGUUAUUUGAAAGAUGAUUCUCCAAAGGCUACGAUUUUGAGGAGAGCCAUGUGAUAGUUAUCAGUUGAUUUAUUCAUUCACGCGCAGAAUGCUUCGGUCUGCCAUUCUCAUCGGAACACAGACUGUACUCCAGGCGCGGCAGAGUUGCUCCUGGGUUGCACUGUUCGGAUCUCGAUUUGGCACGAAAACGAAGCAUUACCACUCUAGUUUGUUGUUCGUUUGCCAAGAACACAAAUUUCUCACUUGGAACGGAUCUGCGAAUUAUGAAAGAUGGAGUUCUGGCGUUUCGCGGAUUUCAGGACCCGUUUUACUUCUUCGAAGGCAGCAACACAACCCGUCCACGGACAACAACACUAUGAGUCUGCCUGAUUCAUCUAAAAAGCCCUUGUCAGACUGGUCCAUCAUCAUUCGACUUCUCGGGUACGUAUGGCCCGCAGACCGCCCAGGAAUUCGCCUGCGUGUCGUGACUGCGUUCGCCUUGUUGGUAUCUGCCAAAAUUGUCAACGUCCUGGUGCCAUUUGUUUUCAAGAUUGCCGUGGAUUGCCUAUCUGGGGACGUACCUUCACUGCUCCGAGAUAUACACCCUGCCACUGCUGCUUCCACCGUCUUACUGUGCUACGGAUUGUUUCGCGCAACAGCUUCCGGGUUGAACGAACUACGCUCGGCAGUCUUCGCCAAGGCUGCCCAGUCCUCCAUACGCCAGGUCGGAGUCCAGGUGUUCCGUCACAUGCACGAUCUUGAUUUGUCGUACCAUCUGGGCCGCAGAACUGGAGCACUUGGAAAAGCUAUCGAUCGUGGCGCUCGGGGCAUUCAGUUUAUCUUAACCGCCUUCGUGUUCAACCUGUUACCAACUGGACUGGAAGUUAUGCUUGUCACUGGCAUUUUGUAUUAUAAAUAUGGUCUCCCCACCAGUCUGAUCGCCCUCACAUGUAUUGGCGCGUACACAGCCUUCACUUUUGCGAUUACUCGGUGGCGUACUCAAUUCCGCGUCUCCAUGAAUCGCGCUGAUGGUCGCGCUGGGAGUCACGCGACCGACUCACUCAUCAACUACGAGACAGUUAAGUAUUUUAACAACGAGGAACACGAGACAAACGUUUACGAUCGUUUGCAAGCUGAGUACGAACAGGGCAGCAUCAAAACAACUACUAGCUUGGCUGUGCUCAAUUUCGGACAGGCUGCAAUCUUUUCCGCUGGAUUGGCAGCGGCAAUGAUUGCUGUGGCAAACCAAGUUGCCGUCGGUCUCCCAGUUGAACCUGGAGCUGUCGCAAACAUGGAAACUGGAGUGGAGUAUUUAGCGAAAACACUCACUGUUGGGGAUUUGGUGCUUGUUAACGGCCUCCUCUUCCAGCUAUCAGUGCCUCUGAAUUUCCUCGGUACGAUGUACCGCGAAGUGCGUCAGUCGCUGGUGGACAUGUCCACCAUGUUUUCCCUAAUGGAGCUGCAACCAAAAGUGCAGACUUCUCCUGGUGCUUCAGAUCUGAUCGUUGAUAGGUCGAACUCAUCAAUCGAAUUCAAAAACGUGAAGUUUGCAUAUCUCUCCAAGGGUCCUGGGAAAUCCAACGUGCUUAUGGGGAAAUACAUUUGUGACGAUUUGAGUUUCAAGGUUAAUCCCGGUCAACGUGUGGCCGUUGUAGGAGGCAGCGGCACAGGCAAAUCUACGCUUGUCCGACUGGCUUAUCGGUUCUUCGAUGUGAACGAAGGCAGCAUUCUCAUCGGCGGUCAAGACGUGCGUUCCGUAACGCUAGAAAGUCUGCGGCGCGCGAUUUCGGUGGUACCACAGGACACAGUUUUAUUCCACAAUACUAUCUACUACAAUUUGCAAUACGGAAAUCUGAAUGCCACGCGCGAAGAAGUUUAUGAGGCAGCACGCUUAGCCGAUUUGGCUUCGGCCAUCGAACGCAUGCCCCAUGGAUAUGACACGCAGGUUGGUGAACGUGGGCUGAAAUUGAGCGGUGGAGAGAAGCAGCGUAUUGCUAUUGCGCGCGCUCUGCUUAAGAAAGCUCCUAUAUUGAUUUAUGACGAAGCGACAUCUUCUUUGGAUACAAUUACAGAGCAGACCAUCCUACACCGUCUGGCAAAGGUGACCCCGGACACCACAUCGUUGGUGAUUGCACAUCGUCUGAGCACUGUGGUGGAUGCGGAUGAGAUUCUCGUGCUACGAGACGGACGCAUUUCCGAACGAGGGACACAUUUCAGCCUGUUGCACACACCGAACUCGUACUACAGCCAACUGUGGGAGCAGCAGUUACGCGGAUCUGCGCAGCCGAAAAUGGAAUCUGUGGAAGGAGAAAUGCCGCAGGAAGAACAGAGCCUUUCAAAAUAAAUCAUUGUGUACUGUACGUAGACAAACUGUGUUACGCUUUUAUCUUCUCGCAUUUUUCUCACUAAACAUCGUGCUUUCUACUUCGACCAAGAUCCAUAUUUUCCACCAUCCCGUUGUGCAUACACCUUGUGUAUAUUACCGUUGUAAUUAUUUUCGUCACAGCAUUUUAUUGUGUUGGCCGUAUAACCAACCUAUGCCGCUUCGCCGUGGCAAACGAUCUCCAAUCUUCCUAUCGUAUCUUGAAAAGGGUUUAUGCGGAACUUGAUGGAUGGUUAUCAAUUCUUCACUAGAUAUAUUUAAGAUGGGGACAAGUUGCAG